Molecule: messenger RNA, 1632 nt
Organism: Tarenaya hassleriana
Lineage: Eukaryota; Viridiplantae; Streptophyta; Magnoliopsida; Brassicales; Cleomaceae
Product: probable pectate lyase 1
Exons: 6
Coding region: 100-1386 (428 amino acids)
Molecular function (GO): pectate lyase activity
Source: RefSeq, a predicted model, not a curated record
GCUCGUACUAUGUCACUUUGACCCUUCUUCUCCAGUUUCCUUCCCCUUUUCCUCUGUUUGGAUACUGAGAUAGUGGGGGAGUUUUUUCUUUUUGCUGCAAUGGUGGUUCCUGCGAAACGGACUUGGGGUUUCCUCGCUCUGCUGUUCAUUGCGGCAAUGGCGAACGCAGCGGAGGAUAAGAUAUCUCUCUCUAGAGAGGAGCCGGAGUGGAACGAACAUGCGGUAGCUGAUCCGGACAAAGUUGCGGACCAUGUCGCCUCUUUGGUCGAAAUGAGCAUGCGAAAUCACACGGAGAGGAGGAAGCUAGGGUACUUUUCUUGCGGAACGGGCAACCCAAUCGACGACUGCUGGAGAUGCGACUCGAACUGGCACAAGAACCGCAAACGCCUCGCCGACUGCGGGAUCGGGUUCGGCCGCAACGCCAUCGGCGGCCGCGACGGACGCUUCUACGUCGUCACCGACCCACGAGACGACGACCCAGUCAACCCUAGACCUGGAACUCUCCGACACGCCGUCGUCCAGGACCGACCGCUCUGGAUCGUGUUCGAACGCGACAUGGUGAUUCAGUUGAAACAGGAACUCAUCGUCAACAGCUUCAAGACCAUCGACGGUCGUGGCGCUAACGUCCACAUCGCCAAUGGUGGCUGCAUCACGGUUCAGUUCGUUACGAACGUGAUCAUCCACGGUUUACACAUCCAUGACUGUAAACCGACUGGUAACGCCAUGGUGAGAAGCUCCGAGACGCAUUUCGGGUGGAGGACGAUGGCGGACGGUGACGCCAUUUCGAUUUUCGGGUCGAGUCAUAUCUGGAUCGAUCACAACUCGCUGUCUCAUUGCGCUGAUGGGCUGGUUGACGCCGUCAUGGGAUCUACAGCGAUCACCAUCUCUAACAACCACUUCGCCCACCAUAACGAGGUGAUGUUGCUUGGACACAGCGAUUCUUACACAAGGGACAAAGCUAUGCAAGUGACCAUCGCUUUUAACCAUUUCGGUAUCGGUCUCAUUCAGAGAAUGCCUAGGUGCAGGCAUGGCUACUUCCACGUUGUGAACAACGACUACACGCACUGGGAGAUGUACGCCAUCGGUGGAAGCGCAGAUCCCACAAUCAACAGCCAGGGCAACCGUUACGCCGCUCCGACAAACCCUUUUGCCAAAGAGGUGACGAAGAGAGUGGAAACGCCUGCGAGCAAAUGGAAGGGAUGGAACUGGAGAUCGGAAGGAGACAUGCUUCUGAACGGCGCAUACUUCACUCCCUCUGGAGCCGGAGCUUCAGGAAGCUACGCUCGAGCCUCGAGCCUGGCGGCUAAGUCAUCUUCCAUGGUCGGAGCCAUCACUUCUGACGCCGGCGCUCUUCCUUGCCGGCGAGGCUCUCGCUGCUCGUCAUAGCUCUGUCAAGCCCGAUACCGUAUUACGACAAAAGUGUACAUUUUCACACAUUUGUCAUUUGAAACCCAAAAUCAUUGUUUUUUUUUUGUGUUUUAUUUCGUUCAGCCUCGGGUUUGCUUCAGCCGCAAGCAACCCCAAACUGACCUCCGAGUUAAAGCCCGGAGUGUUGUCGUCUCUGUCCCAUGUUGUGGUUAUGAUUUUAGACAUAUAUAGAGUCAAUUAAUAGUAAUGGGAAAUAUAUACUUA